UCGCUAUAUCGCUUUUGGCUGUAGGCGUCCUUCUAAACAACAGUGACAACAGGGUGCUCUUUCCUUCGUAGAAUUUCAUCCUGCUCAUUUUAGUUUAAGCAAGAGUGCCGUUGAAAAUUAGUUCCUGAGCUUUAGCUCCAAUUAGUGCUUCCAUUCCCAUCAUUUAAUUAGACAAUCAACUAUGUUUUGGGGACUAGCUUUGGAGUCCGGCAAGAAGUAUGCCCAGAAGGUGGCUCGCGCGUUUCACAUAUCCAUGGCUGCAUUGGAUCUGCGAGUCGCAACAGAUGAAGAAGUGUCCGUUAUUAUGAUAGUGGACAACAGGGAGUUUGUUCUUUGCAGCCUGACGAGGAAGAAUCACAUUCUGCAACAGCCGCUUGACCUGAACUUCAUUGAAGGCGAAGACAUUGCUUUGUCUCUUAGGGGAAAGGGCGCAGUCAAUCUGACUGGUUACAUCAUACCUGAGGACUAUGUUAUCCCAAAACAAUUUCAGGAUAGUGAAGAGGAGGAGGAGGAGGAGGAGGAAGCUCCUCCAUUGAUAUCCAUUGCUGAUAAGAAGAGGAAGGUUGAGGGUUCGUUAGGAAACUCAAAUAAGAAGCUAAAGACUCUGAAAGCCAUUUCAAUCUCGAACUGCGAUGAUGAUGAUGAUGACAAUGCCGACGAUGAGACUGAAUCUGAGGAUGACAUGAUGAACACACAGGCUGAAGAUAGUGACGAGGAUGACAGCGAGGAAGAUCCCAAUGGAGAGGAGGAAGAAGACUCUGAUGAGGAUGAAAACGAGGAGAGCGAUAAUGAUGAAAUGGAGUCUGACGGUGAUGACAGUGAGGAAUCCGAGGUGCAGGUUCCGCAGCCUUCAAAGAAGCAGCUGAAGCUGCAACAGAAGAAUAACCAAGCCCAGAAACAGCUCAAGUCUCCCAAGGCUCCGGAGCAGAAAACUCCCAACAAGGCUCAGGAGAGAAAAACCCCCAACAAGGCUCAGGAGCAGAAAACUCCCAACAAGGCAACUAAUGGUGCAGCCACUCCCAAGGAGCAGCAGUCUGGCAAGAAGGGAGAGAAGCAGACUCCAAAGCAGACUCCCAAAGCUACAACAGAAGAGAAAAAAGCCGUGACGCCUGGAACUAAAAAGUCACUGACCGGCGGUGUGAUCAUUGAGGACCUGGUCAUCGGCAAUGGUCCUGUAGCCUCGGCCGGCAAGAACGUUGCAGUGUACUACAUUGGCAGGAACAAGCAAACCAACAAGGUGUUUGACUCAACUCAAAGCGGCCCUGCUUUCAAGUUCCGCAUUGGCAAAGGUGACGUCAUUAAGGGCUGGGACAUAGGCGUCCCGGGCAUGAGGGUUGGUGGCAAGCGCAGGAUCAUCUGCCCACCUCACACGGCGUAUGGCAACCGAGGUUCUCCACCGGCCAUUCCUCCCCACUCGACGCUUGUGUUUGACAUCGAGUUGAAGAACGUUUCCUAAAAUCUAAAUCACCAUCAAAAUCUCCACACAGACCAGAUGAAUUAUUUUUUCUCAUUUUAAACAGCAUUUACUACGAUUAGAUUACAUCAGGUCGUAGUCAUUCACACGUAUUCCUGACGCAGCAGAAAUAAAAUUUCUGCCACACUUUGAUAAAUUGUAAGAAAGACACAAAUCUGCCAUUUCGAGGUGUUGUGGAGGUUAGCUUCUGUAGAGUCGCAGCUGAUCUUGGAGUUCUUCCUUGCUGCCGACCAUAAACUUUUCCUCCUGUUGCCUCAGCAGCUCCCAGAUGGCGGUCAGUUGCUCCUCCUGCACCCUGAAUAUUCAUUGUAAAAACACGUGACUAAUUCAAUAAAGGUCAUACUUUUUCUCAA
Cloeon dipterum is the source of this 1827-nucleotide messenger RNA. Its product is annotated as 46 kDa FK506-binding nuclear protein-like. The transcript is spliced from 9 exons. NCBI's taxonomy places the organism in Eukaryota, Metazoa, Arthropoda, Insecta, Ephemeroptera, Baetidae. Bases 182 to 1456 code for a protein of 424 amino acids. The record is from RefSeq and is a predicted model, not a curated record. Gene Ontology annotation, cellular component: nucleolus; chromatin. Gene Ontology annotation, molecular function: peptidyl-prolyl cis-trans isomerase activity.